This is a messenger RNA of Kogia breviceps (pygmy sperm whale), 1984 nucleotides long. It is a transcript of the gene RCL1, whose product is annotated as RNA terminal phosphate cyclase like 1. Gene Ontology annotation, biological process: endonucleolytic cleavage of tricistronic rRNA transcript (SSU-rRNA, 5.8S rRNA, LSU-rRNA); ribosome biogenesis. The record is from RefSeq and is a predicted model, not a curated record. Gene Ontology annotation, cellular component: nucleolus. Gene Ontology annotation, molecular function: RNA endonuclease activity. Lineage: Eukaryota; Metazoa; Chordata; Mammalia; Artiodactyla; Physeteridae.
CUCCGCCCCACUCCCCUCUGACCCGGUGUAUCGUCUCUCUCCCUUCCUGUUCCAAACCACGUGGACGCGCCUGGGGCUGCGGGGCUGCGGGAGGGAGCCCGGGCCGCCACUGCCGCUGUCGCCGUCGCCGCUGUCGCCUUGAUAUCCGCGCCUGUCCGAAGUCGUCUCGCCCCGGCCGCCCGCGCCGUUGCUGAGGGCGUGCACAUGGCGACCCAGGCGCACUCCCUCAGCUACGCGGGCUGCAACUUCUUGCGCCAGCGUCUGGUCCUGUCUACUCUGAGCGGGCGCCCUGUCAAAAUCCGAAAGAUUCGGGCCAGAGACGACAACCCCGGCCUCCGAGAUUUUGAAGCCAGCUUCAUUAGGCUGUUGGACAAAAUAACUAAUGGUUCUCGAAUUGAAAUAAACCAAACAGGAACCACCUUAUAUUAUCAGCCUGGCCUCUUGUAUGGUGGGUCUGUGGAACAUGACUGCAGCAUCCUUCGCAGCAUUGGGUAUUAUCUGGAAAGUCUUCUCUGCCUGGCUCCAUUUAUGAAGCACCCGCUGAGAAUAGUUCUGCGAGGAGUGACCAAUGACCAGGUGGACCCUUCGGUUGAUGUUCUUAAGGCAACAGCGCUCCCUCUAUUGAAACAGUUUGGGAUUGAUGGUGACUCGUUUGAGCUAAAGAUUGUGCGACGGGGAAUGCUCCCUGGGGGAGGAGGUGAAGUGUUUUUCUCAUGUCCUGUAAGGAAAGUCCUGAAGCCCAUUCAGCUCACGGAUCCAGGAAAGAUCAAACGUAUCAGAGGAAUGGCGUAUUCGGUACGCGUAUCACCUCAGAUGGCAAACCGGAUUGUGGAUUCUGCGAGGAGCAUUCUCAACAAGUUUAUACCCGAUAUCUAUAUUUACACAGACCACAUGAAAGGAGUCAACUCUGGGAGGUCUCCGGGCUUUGGACUGUGGCUGGUGGCUGAGACCACGAACGGCACCUUCCUCAGCGCUGAACUGGUCUCCAACCAUCAGGGCCAGGGGGCAGCGGUGCUUCCUGAGGACCUCGGCAGGAACUGUGCCAAGCUGCUGCUAGAAGAAAUCCAUAGGGGUGGAUGUGUGGACUCGACCAACCAAAGCCUGGCUCUGUUACUCAUGACCCUUGGACAGCAGGACGUUUCCAAAGUCCUUCUCGGACCGCUCUCUCCCUAUACGAUAGAAUUUUUGCGGCAUUUGAAGAGCUUUUUCCAGAUUAUGUUUAAAAUUGAAACCAAGCCAUGUGGUGAAGAACUCAAGGGAGGGGAUAAAGUGCUGAUGACUUGUGUUGGCAUUGGCUUCUCCAACCUCAGCAAGACCCUCAAGUGACACUGUCACAAGAUGAAAGGCCCCAAGGCCUCUAGACACAGCAGAAGCUUCCAAGGAACCAAAGGGACCAAGUUCAUCCAGGACAGGAUGGCCUCUUAUAUUAAGGACUUAUAAAAUUUUCCAUUUAGAAACCCUCAGGAUAUCCGAAUAAAAGACAUUUCUCUAUCUUGUGGUUUCUAGCCAUUUCUCCAAGGCAGACACUCCUCAGGAGGCCUAGUCAUGAUGGGAGCUCCCUUGGCUUACCUGGAUGAAGAGUGUGCCUUCAGGAUACAGUCGUGCUGCUAGAACAACAUCACAACUGCAUUUCAGCAAUGCUUCCUCGGCCCACAUCCCCACGUUUCUGUCAUAUGGCUAUUUUUCCAGACCUGUGGAGUUACUGUUCGUUCGUUCUGCAAGGAAUGACCUCUCUGAACCUUGGUUUCUAUGUAGGGAUUAAAUGAGAUAAUAUGGGUGGAAGCCCUUUAUGAGUAGUGCAGUGUUAUGCAAAUGUCAGAAAUUGGUGUAGUAGACUAUUUUAUCCCUUGUCUUCUGAGUGGACUGCUAUCUUGGAGACAUACUGCUCCCCAUCUGGUUCACUGUAUGUGGAUUUUGGGGAGGAUGAGUGACUAGGGAGAGCAGGGAUCUAACUAAAGUUAUUGGAUGUUUUCUGUAUCUCAGG